AUGGAAGAGAAGAGGAAUUUGGGUCCAGAGUUGGUUCAGGAGGUUGAGGAUAAGGUUGGUGAUAAGGUAUAUCUGAAGGUUUCACCGUGGAAGAAAGUUUUGAGGUUCGGGCGAAAGGAACGUAUUCAUGACAUUUUCCAUGUUUCCAUGUUACGAAAGUACAAAUCUGAUCCUUCUCACGUUGUUCCUGCUAAGGAGAUCGAGGUUCGAUCUGAUAUUUUGUACGAGGACGAAUCGAUUGCGAUCCUAGAUCGUGAGGUCAAGGUGCUACGUAAUAAGACAGCUCCAUUGAUGAAAUUUUUGUGGCGCAACCACAAGAUUGAGGAAGCCACCUAA
This is a messenger RNA of Gossypium raimondii (Peruvian cotton), 336 nucleotides long. RefSeq lists its product as uncharacterized. The transcript is spliced from 3 exons. Lineage: Eukaryota; Viridiplantae; Streptophyta; Magnoliopsida; Malvales; Malvaceae. The record is from RefSeq and is a predicted model, not a curated record. Bases 1 to 336 code for a protein of 111 amino acids.